Messenger RNA from Cylicostephanus goldi, 291 nucleotides. The record is from the annotation of a GenBank genome assembly. Lineage: Eukaryota; Metazoa; Nematoda; Chromadorea; Rhabditida; Strongylidae.
AUGGAGCGGAAUCUGAGCAUUGAAAACAUGGCAGAGUUUACGAAAUUGUCCAAGGGUGAAUUUGAUGUCACCUUUAGAGUGUAUGUAAUUCCAUUCUCGCUGGGUCCUAUCGGAGGUCAGUAUUCUAUUAAUGCUGUUCAAAUUACCGACAGUGCCUACGUUGUUCUCAACGUGAGAAUAAUUGCUAGAGUGUCGUCAUCUAUAUGGGACGCAAUUGGACAGGCGGAUUUUGUUCGCUGCGUGCAUUCUGUUGGACGCCCUCGUCCAGUCAUGGCGAGCGUCAAAGAGACU